Molecule: messenger RNA, 1598 nt
Organism: Saccoglossus kowalevskii
Lineage: Eukaryota; Metazoa; Hemichordata; Enteropneusta; Harrimaniidae
Cellular component (GO): membrane
Source: RefSeq, a predicted model, not a curated record
AUUUCCUGGUGCUGAGGUCCGAUAUAUUUACUUAAGCUGAGACACGCUUUUAGGUAGCACAUGGACAUGUCGUCGUCCACAACACGAUGUCUACGGCAAUCAAGCUGUUUACAAUAUCUGUCUCCAUCAAUUUCUCGGUGCUGACGUUCCACUUCUUACCCGGCGUUGUCGUUCUCAUUUUGAAACGCUUCAGGGAGCGUUGGGUUGCCACUGACCAACUGCUGAAUCUGUGCGACGAAAAACCUUGGUUUGCGGGCAAAUUUUUGGUUGACCAACUAUCCAGUAUCAUUCUAACAAUAACUGCUAUUGUGGUUUUCGCCGUUUCCGGAGUUGUUCAAGACCCUUUUGGAAUGCCUCUCGCGGUACAAAUAGCUGUAGCUAUGGACGUGGGGCACUACUCAUACAAGCUUGCCCAGGACUUUUUACUUCGAAAACAUAUAACAUCGUUUCGCUUCGACGCGCUCCAUCAUCUAGUUGCUAUUAUGACACUAUCGGUAUUUUUAGCUUUCGAAGAAAACGGUCUAAAUUGCUUGGUUGGACUUUUGUUUGAAGGAAACUUGCCGUUUUUUGGAAUUUCGCAACUUUUAAAAACCCUUGAGAUUGAAAGCUGCAGCAGAGUACACGGAGUAAACAAACACUGUGGUUUCAUAUCUACGAUUAUCUUUCGGGGAAUCGUACCCGUUGUAUUUAUAAUUGUUUCAAUGCAAUUUGGCUCUCCGUUCAGCAUGAAUUAUGCCGUGAUCUCGUUUUAUUUUUUAAGUUGUGUGUUUUUCCUAAUUCUGAACAUAUGGGUGAUAAAAAUUUCCUUCACCGGUGUGGUGAAAUACAAUAAAGAGCGUCGGAAACAUCUUAUGGAAAGAGCCCUCAUUGGUCCACGUGGUGCCAACGAUGACGAAUCAGCGGUUGGAGUCGACGGUACUAGUGCGGUCGAGAAAUUCCGAAUACAGACGACACACAAUAACCUUAGGUACAUGAGGCCGUGUGCAAACACAAAUUUGAACACACCGUUCACUGAUUCUGGCAGGGUGUCAAAUAGAACCAUAGGGGCGGUAGCGAAUAUACAAGAAAAACUUUUCCCAGCAGUGCUCAAUAAUGUAAAUGUCUCGGGUAGCAUGGCAGACAGAACCAGCUCAUUAUCCACCGAGUCUGAUCGCAGUAGGAUAUCUUUUUCAUUUUUACCAGAAAAUGUAGUUGAUUCCAGAGACAGUACGCCUGUUUCUUUGGUACCACGGACUGAACUUCAACACCAAUUGGAUGCCAUUAGGGCGCCCCCGGACGGCGAAGAUUGUAAUGACAGGCAACUACUUCCCCGGCAUGGUACGAUGGCAUCGAAAGUUUCUGUGGGGUUGCCGUGGAUAAAGAGAAGUCUUUCUGAAAGCUCGAUUUCCGAGAAAUCGAGUUUGAAAAGUGAGGAACAUUUCUUUUUAGGCGCGACCAGUGCUACGAUGCCAGUAACUUUAUCCCCAGCGCUUCCCUUGGCAGUGCUCUUACCGCCACCACACGUGCGCAUAGACAUGCACCAAAAACAGCCGGCAGAUUCCCAGACAAGCGUAACAGCAUCAUCGUCGUCAGAAUCGAUAUCACAGUCGAAAUCUUAA